Messenger RNA from Trichomonas vaginalis G3, 1350 nucleotides. RefSeq names its product protein kinase protein. The record is from RefSeq and is a predicted model, not a curated record. The transcript has a single exon. Gene Ontology annotation, molecular function: protein binding. NCBI's taxonomy places the organism in Eukaryota, Parabasalia, Trichomonadida, Trichomonadidae. The coding region runs from base 1 to 1350 and encodes 449 amino acids.
AUGGAGUGUGAUAAAACAGAAUCACCAACUCAUUACAAUGAAUUGAUGAGCAUUUAUGCAAAUUUUUGUGAUGUAUUAGACUCAUUAUAUCGACUCAAAACAAAAGAUGGAAACAAAUUAGCUGCAAUUUAUAAAGAUAUCAAAAUUCAUCUUAUCGAUUCAAACAAUUGUCCUCCAUAUAUUAUUAUAACAUUAUUGUCGUGCAUGACAUUGUAUAAUAACCGCUAUAUUAAGUCAUAUUUAACUCUUGCCAAACAAAUCUUUGAUGAAUAUCAUCCAAAGGAGAUGCAAAAUAUUUGUUAUGUUUUUAAUUAUCUUUUUUAUCAAGAAUAUGGAAUAAUACUUAACGAAAGUGACAAGAGAUAUUUCAAAGAAUGUGAAUCUCAAAAUUAUUCAGUAGAAAUUCAUAAAGAAAAUACAAUUUACAGGGCAAUUAUGGAUAAUGAUAAAGAAUUAUUAAUCUCUAUCAUCGGAAGGUGCGAAUUUGAUAAAGAUCAAAGACUAAUAUCCGAUCUUUAUCCAGAUUCAAUGGAUGGUUAUUCUUUUCUUGAAUUAUGCUGUUAUUAUGGUUCAGUUGAUUGUUUUAAGUUCUUUAUCACAAUGUUCCAUUCUGAAAUCACACAAAAAUGUCUCCGUUUAUCAUUUUUAGGCGGAAAUCAAGAGAUCUUAAGCGAGUGCUUGAAAUUUCAACAACCAGAUGACAUGUGCAUGAAAUAUGCAAUUUUUUCACAUAACAUUGAUUUUGUUUCAUUUUUAAUGAAUGAAUACAAUAUUGAAAUCAACUUAGAUACAUGCAUUCAGUGCCAAUAUCUUCAACCAUUAUUAGUAUAUUUAGAUCAAACUAAUGAUAUUAAUACAUGUUUUAUACGUUCUGGCUCAUUUUUUCUUCCAUCUGUUUGCAAAUAUUUUAUUUCACAUGGCGUAGAUAUAAAUGCUAAAAAUAAAUCUGGACGAACUUCACUUCAUUAUGCAGCAAUAAAUAACAGCAAAGAAACAGCAGAAGUUCUUAUUUCACAUGGUGCAGAUAUCAAUGCUAAAGGUGAAAUCGAAAAAACUCCACUUCAUUAUGCAGCAAUAAUUAACAGCAAAGAAACAGCAGAAGUUAUUAUUUCACAUGGUGCAGAUAUCAAUGCUAAAAAUGGAAUCGAAAAUACUCCACUUCAUAUUGCAGCAAUAAAGAACAGCAAAGAAACAGCAGAAGUUCUUAUUUCACAUGGUGCAGAUAUCAAUGCUAAAGGUGAAAUCGAAAAAACUCCACUUCAUUAUGCAGCAAUAAUUAACAACAAAGAAACAGCAGAAGUUCUUAUUUCACAGGUGCAGAUAUCAAUGCUAAAUGCUAUUUUGAACUAA